UCAAGCAAUGAGAGACAGUUGAAUUACAGAAGACAAGAGGCAUUAAGAGUCAGAAGUACAAGAUAUGAAAUACUUAUUAAGAGAUAUAGAGAAAUGGAAAGUGACCUGCAGUUACAAAAUAUAAAAGCAUGGUUAGAGAACAAAAACACAGAUAUAAAGAAAGAGGCA
Messenger RNA from Cetraspora pellucida, 168 nucleotides. The record is from the annotation of a GenBank genome assembly. Lineage: Eukaryota; Fungi; Glomeromycota; Glomeromycetes; Diversisporales; Gigasporaceae.